CGAGGAGCUUCCACAGGAGCAGACCGGGGCGCGAGCACAUUCCCGCAGUGCUUGUGGUUGUGCUGCUGCGGUGGUGACACACUGCCACAGUUUCUCACACAUACACACCCGGGGGCACGAGGCGGGCUGGUCGAGCGCGAGAUCAUGUGAGAGUCCACGCGCCGAAAGUAGGUUAGAGAGAGAGAGAGAGAGAGAGAGAGAGAGAGAGAGAGAGAGAGAGAGAGGCAAAGCCGCGGGAGAGGAGAAGGAGAAGUGCAUUUACUGUACUGCAACCGCUGCACCGCGUGCAUGAAUGCAAGAAAAACAAACAAACGAAUAAACGAAACAACAACGGCGACGAGAUUCGGGCGCAUCGGAAUAAAAACAGAAAGAAACCUGACCAACAUUCGCUCGGUUUGCUCGGUUUUAGCGGAGACGGACAAGCAACAGGAAAACUUAUGCGCUUUAGCUGCUUCAGUGUCUUUGCACCGCUCCGCUCCGGAGCUCUGAACAUUUCACCUGAUUCACACACUCAGCGGUCAGAUGUUCUGGAGUUGCACUGUUCGCAGAUAAUAUAGACCUGGCAUCAAGAUGAGAGCUCAAAUCGAGGUGAUACCUUGUAAGAUCUGCGGUGAUAAAUCGUCAGGUAUUCAUUAUGGAGUCAUCACCUGUGAGGGGUGCAAGGGUUUCUUCCGCCGCAGUCAGCAGAACAACGCCAUGUACUCAUGUUCUCGGCAGAGGAACUGCCUGAUCGACCGCACCAACCGCAACCGCUGCCAGCACUGCCGUCUGCAGAAGUGUCUGGCACUCGGCAUGAGCCGCGACGCUGUGAAGUUCGGCCGCAUGUCCAAAAAGCAGCGGGACAGCCUGUACGCGGAGGUGCAGAAGCACCAGCAGUCUCAGGAGCGGGCCGGGGGCACUGGGGCCGUCUCUUUGCCCCCCCGCGGGGGAGAUGAAGUUGGAGAGAAUGGUAACAGUGGGCACGGAAGAGCAUACAGCCGCAGCAGCUCCAGCACGGCCCUCAGCGACCUGGACGACAUCGGAGCGCUGCCGGACAGCCUGCUGUUCGACCUGCCGCUGACACCAGAGGGUGCCGGAGAGUACUGCAGCCUGGAGAUGCUGGGGGGCAGCAGGGGCAGCAGCUCCUCCUCUCAGAGCUCCCCCGAACAGAGCGGACAGGAGUUCAGCGACACACCCCACAUCAAACACGAGUACGAGCUGCUCCACGAGACCGGCAUGUACACACACUCUCCACUCAACGGCCAGCCUGACGGAUGCUCCCUGCUGGAGAUAGAGCGUAUCACCCAGAGUGUUGUGAAAUCCCACAUCGAGACGAGUCAGUACAGCCCCGAGGAACUGAAACGGCUCACCUGGAAUUUCUACACAGCUGAGGAGACUCGCACCUACCAGAACAAGCAGACGGAGGUGAUGUGGCAGCAGUGUGCGGUUCACCUCACUAACGCCAUCCAGUACGUGGUGGAGUUCGCCAAGCGCAUCACCGGCUUCAUGGAUCUGUGUCAAAACGACCAGAUCAUCCUCCUCAAAGCAGGCUGUCUGGACGUGUUGCUGAUCCGGAUGUGUCGAGUUUAUAACCCCCUCAACCACACCCUGCUGUUUGAUGGGAAGUUUGCGAGCCCUCAGCUCUUUAAAACACUCGGCUGUGAUGACCUGGUGAAUGCUGUGUAUGAACUGGCCAAGUCCAUGAGCCGCCUGCAGCUCACCGAGGAGGAGAUGGCUCUUUUCAGCGCCGCUGUCCUCCUCUCUCCAGACCGACCAUGGCUUACGGAUAGCCAGCGGGUUCAGAGGCUUCAGGAGAAAGUCUACCUGGCACUGCAGUACUGCCUGAACAGAGGGGGCACCUCAGAGGAGAAACUGACCAAGAUGGUGGCUAAGCUGCCCAUGAUGAAGUCAAUUUGCAACCUUCACAUUGACAAACUGGAGUUUUUCCGCCUGCUUCACCCCGAAACGGCCUACAAUUUCCCUCCGCUCUACCGGGAGGUGUUUGGUAGCGAAAUCACCUUCCCCGACUCCACUGAGGGCUAGAGCCAGGCCGGCCCCCCAACUGGUGCUUGAGAGAGAGAGAGAGAGCAAAAGAAAGUUAGGAAUACAGAAAGAAAGAAAGAUGUAGGGAUGAAAUGAGGGAGGGGUGGUAGAUUUGAAGCGUCAUUGGCAGACCAGCAGCUCACUGACAAUCAUGCACGCAACACUUUAGGACUCCAAAUCCCACGAUCCCUUUCUUCUGGCUCCCUCCGAAAGGGGUUACUGGCGCUAGCGCGUGAGCAGGCCCCGCGUUUUUCGGACUUUUAUUUGCGAUUCUACACCAGUUGACACAGGAAGCGCCGCGUAGUCGUGUGCACGCUACCUGUUUUAACAGAGUGACAGGAGAAAGUUUAAUUUUAGUCGGAGCUCGAAUCUCCCUAAAGAUGAAGUACCCAGUACAGCGGAUUGGGACGCGACCGCCUCUUUCAGUUCUCUUUAGAGAAUCUUUAUGAAUGUACCCUAGUGGAUGUGUGGCACAGCCUCAGGAACGAGACGGAAUGUAUUAUGUGUAUUUGUCCUGUAAAAAUGUGCUUUUAAGGCUUGGUUUGAGUGUAGCAGCGCCCCAUUAUCAGCACCUCAUCACUAAAAAACCGGAGGGACCAACAGCAAGCAGACUUUGUAGUUGUUUUUAGCAUUUUAGCAUGCUGAUCAGGGUCCGUCAGUCUGUUUCUGCCACGCGUGCACUUAGCUGUAGCACGUCCCUAAGUGUACAGUAAUCUUGUGCUGCGCCUAUGCAUGCUUUUCUACAGGGCUGUGGGCAGACAGUGUUUCCGAGGUUGUUAUUUUGACCUUUUUUUUAACUAUAAAUUUAAAAUAAACCUCAGUCCCACCACCCUUUCCCCUGCAAAUGCCACUCUAGAAUGAAAGAGAAAGUAUUUUAUUAAUAUUUUUCUGUAAUUAAAAUAGAUACUAAAGAGAUUUAUUUAGAAUAAUAGAAGCUUUUGAAUAUAUAUAUAUAUCUAUAUAUUUAUAUUCCAUAAAUAUAUCAUAAACAUGCGUUAAGAUAAACAGAUAGACAGAAAGAGAAGGACCUAUUGAGAGAGCGAGAAAGAUGCACCAUAAAAGAAUGAAUGUUCUCAACAUCCCUCAAAGACUGCCUGAUUUUAUUUUAUUUUAUUUUAUUUUGUUUUAUAAGAAGCAUCCUGGCUCGAGCUGCAGUUUUAGGAAAGCUUUGGAUUUCGAGGCAGGUGGAUAGCACUUACGGACUCUGAAAAACCUCCAAAUGUGCGAACUUGACCUUCUGAACUGGCUCUUCCCUCAGCCUACAUGUCACUCAGGAUGGAAAGACUCCACAGUGCACACUCGGUUCACUGAAAACUGGACAGUGCUGUUGCCCUGCCGGUGAAGGAAAGCUGGAAGGCCCACUCUUCCUCACUCCGCAAGUGUGUGCCACAGCCACUGCACUGAAAACUGCAUCGAAUUUACUCGAUUCAAGUGUUGAUCUCCAACCCUGGUCCUGAGAGCUUCCUUCUUGUACAGUUUAGUUCCAGCCUGUAAGCUGAACCACCCCUUACUUAACCCUAAUACAUCUGAUCCAGCCAGUCAGGGACUUGGGAAGAGGUCGAUUAGCUGGAGCAGGUUUGGCAAAUUGUGCUGGAUCUAGGCUCUGCAGGAAGGUAGAUCUCCAGGAUCAGUAUUGGAAAAUACUGGUGCACGUAAUUUCUACAUGAAUAAAACAUCAACUGAACAGUGGUGAAAAAAUGAGACAGAAUCUUAUAUUUUAGCUGAUGAUUAAUUGCCAUAUAAGUAACUGCAAUGAACAAUUUCAUAGUAUAUAAUAAUUGCAAUACAAGACUGACCAGGUUGGCUGAUCAGCUGUCUUGCUGCUAUCAGCACUUUAUUGUAUUGUACCAAAUUCUGAAUUUUUAUAUAUAUAU
Molecule: messenger RNA, 3896 nt
Organism: Colossoma macropomum (tambaqui)
Lineage: Eukaryota; Metazoa; Chordata; Actinopteri; Characiformes; Serrasalmidae
Gene: rorca
Product: RAR-related orphan receptor C a
Exons: 10
Coding region: 571-2022 (483 amino acids)
Biological process (GO): regulation of transcription by RNA polymerase II
Cellular component (GO): nucleus
Molecular function (GO): zinc ion binding; nuclear receptor activity; RNA polymerase II cis-regulatory region sequence-specific DNA binding
Source: RefSeq, a predicted model, not a curated record